AUGGCUCGGAGGGAUGUGAGAAACGCGCCGGAAGAAGCCGAAAAUGAAGACCAAGUCGAGACGCAGCAAGAGUUACGUUUCGUGUCACCUUUACACGCGAAAACAACUCCGGCUGAAACCUGUUGCAAAUUUCCGCAAAAGCUCGAAGUUACGUUACGACUACUAUUAACGUAUAUACAACAAAUUGGUGAUUUCCUCAAGAUGUAUUGGCGAAUUCUUUUUGCCAUUUUGUGGCCCAUGUUUCUGCUACCUGCCCUCAUGAUAUACAAUUAUCCGGAAACCAGGUGCGCCUACAUCGUACUGCUGAUGGGCGGUUACUGGGUGACCGAGUGCUUGCCGAUCGGGAUCGCGUCGUUGAUACCCGUGGUGCUGUUCCCAUCGUUCGGCAUCCUUAGCAGCCAGGAGACGUGCGUCUGCUACAUAAACGACACCAUCAUGGUCUUCGUGGGCGGCCUCAUUCUCGCGAUCGCCACCGAACACUGCAAUCUUCAUUUGCGGAUCGCCCUCGUCGUGAUGAAGACGCUCGGUUGUAGCCACGCGAAAUUGGUCGGCGGUCUCUGCACCGUGACCACUUUUAUAUCCAUGUGGAUCGCUAACGCGGCCGCGACCGCCAUGAUGGUGCCCAUCGCCCUCUCCAUUCUCCGUGAGCUGGAAAAGCAAGGACUUGGAAAAGUAUUCGAUAUAAGGGAGGACCCGGAGCAUCCGGACGCCGAGCCGGAUAUAAAACCGACGAAGGUGACGAAGGCUUACCUGUUCGCGGCGGCGUACGCGUCGACCUUCGGAGGCACCGGGACAAUCGUCGGAACCCCAACGAAUCUCGCCUUCAAAGGUAUCUACGAGGUCAACUUUCCCGAAGCCGAGCCGAUCGCUUUCGGCGCCUGGAUAGUUGCUUCGUUCCCGCAAAUGGCCGUGAACUCAUUUCUCUUGUGGAUGUAUCUGCGAGUUGCUUUCCUGGGGUACCUGAGGCCGCGCAGCAAAGACGCGGAGAUGGCGAGGAUCGGCGAAGAAGGCGAGGCCAUCGCGAAUCAAGUUCGGAACGUAAUCAGUCAGCGUCUCAAAGAUCUGGGCCCUAUAACGUUUCAUGAGGUCUCCGUCGCGUUGCUUUUCGUCGGAUGCGUGUUUCUGUGGGUGUUUAGAGCUCCCGGAUUUGUUGUCGGAUGGUCCGAGGUGUUAACGGAUAUGAACUUGGGGGACUCGGUGCCCGCGAUUUUCGCGUGCGUAUUAAUGUUCCUUAUCCCGAAGGACCCGGCCUUCGUGCACUUCUGCAGCAAGGAUCCGUCCAAGAGACCGACCGAGCCAUCCGAGGGUCUAAUAACCUGGGAUGUCAUCCGGACGAAAAUGCCGUGGCGGCUGGUGUUUCUGUUGGGCAGCGGGUUCGCCAUUUCGAAAGCCAGCACCGUCUCGGGCCUCGCUAUAAGAAUAGGACAAUCUCUGGUGCCCUUGAAAGAGCUACCUCCGAUAUUGAUGUUGGCCGUCGUCAUGGUAUUCGUCAACACGGUAACAGAGUUCACGUCGAACGUCGGCACAGCGAACAUACUUCUGCCCAUCGUCGCUCACAUGUGCUCGGCGAUGGAGAUCCACCCACUGUACCUGAUGAUGCCGGUGACUCUGAUGUGUUCGUACGCCUUUAGGCUACCGGUCGCCACGCCGCCGAACGCGAUCAUAAACGUCACGGGGCACGUGCCAACCACCGCACUCAUAGCAACCGGAUGCUUCCCAGCGAUCUACAGUGUGUUAGUGCAAGUUGUCUUCUUUCCUACCUGGGGAGUUUUCAUCUACGGUAUCAGGGAUUUUCCGGACUGGGCUCGAAAGUCGGUUGUGACCACCACCAAGCUGAAAUUGACGUGGCGAUUCCUGAAAAUCUAUGCCAAAAUUAUAUUUGCUCUCAUUUGGGCUAUCUUCCUCACACCUUUACUCUUCAUGUGCGGCUCUUCGGAAGCCCGAUGUGCUUACGUGGUAUUGCUGAUGGCAGGCUAUUGGGUGGUCGACUGCUUUCCCAUGGCAGUGACUGCCUUCAUUCCAGUAGUUCUUUUCCCGUCUCUCGGAAUACUCAGCACGAUGAACGUCUGUGCUUGUUACAUGAACGACACUAUAAUGGUGUUCAUCGGCGGUCUGAUUCUUGCCAUCGCCAUUGAGCACAGCAAUCUGCACAUGAGGAUUGCCCUCGGGGUUGUCAAGACGGUUGGUUUUAGUCACGCUAGGUUGCUCGGUGGCCUUUGUGCGGUAACGACUUUCAUGUCCAUGUGGGUGUCGAAUACUGCAGCUACCGCCAUGAUGGUGCCCAUCAUUUUUGCUGUGCUAUACGAGUUGGAACAAGCCAGACGUCCCGGGGUGAGCAAAUUGAAUAUUCAUCACAAUUGCGUGACGGACGGCUUCUUCGAUGAUAAUAUUUGUAGCGAAAUAAGACCGACGAAAGUGACGAGGGCAUACAUGAUGUGCGCGGCUUACUGUGCCACAUUUGGUGGCACGGGAACGAUAGUGGGAACCGGCACGAAUCUGACUUUCAAAGGGAUUUACGAGAGCACAUUCCCUACCGCCGAGCCAAUUAGCUUCACACAGUGGAUGAUGGCGAAUAUUCCCCAGAUGAUCGUCAAUUCCUUCUUGACAUGGAUAUACCUGCGAAUUGCUUUUUUUGGAUACCUGAGACCGCGCAGUAAGGACGCCCAAUUAGCGACAAUUGGAGCAGAGGGCGAAGUGAUCGCGCGUCAAGUUAUAGAGGCGAAAUACGUUGGUUUGGGCCCGUUAACUUUUCACGAAUUUGGAGUGACCAUCUUAUUCGUCUCAUGUGUGUUCCUUUGGCUAUUCCGCAAGCCCGACUUUGUUAAAGGAUGGGCGGAAUAUCUUACCGACCUAGAACUGAGGGACUCGGUACCGGUAAUAUGCGUCUCCAUCUUGAUGUUCUUCAUCCCAAAGGAUCCCAGCUUCAUUAAUAGCUUCAGUCCAGAUCCCGCCAAGAGACCGAGAGCCUCUUCGGAGGGUUUGAUCACGUGGAAAGUCAUCGAGAAAAAAAUGCCGUGGGGUCUAUGCUUCCUGUUGGGCGGUGGAUUUGCGAUCUCGAGGGGAGCUGUGGCUUCCGGCAUGGCGAGAACAGUCGCCAUGUCUCUGUUACCGCUUCAGGACUUGCCACCUAUUUUUAUACUCUUCCUGGUGUGCCUUCUCUGCGGCACUAUCACGGAAUUCACUUCAAAUGUGGGCAUCGCAAAUAUUACCUUACCGGUGAUAGCUCAAUUGUGCGUGGCGAUGAAGUUACAUCCAAUGUACCUCAUGGUACCGGCCACGAUUAUGUGUUCGUUUUCAUUCCGUCUACCGGUUGGAACACCGCCGAACGCGAUCAUAGCCAUUCAGGGACACAUCCCGACCAAGUGGCUUAUGGUCGGAGGCUGCGCACCCUCGGUUUACGCUCUGAUAAUAAACGUUAUUUCGUUCCCGACAUGGGGCGUUUUCAUCCUCGGGAUCAGCGAGUUCCCCGAGUGGGCUACGGAGGGGCCGCCGAUUGCGACAUAAACUGCGUUCUUUGUAGGUCGGUGGGAACUGCAAUUUGCGCCACUUAAUAUUCCGAUGUUGAUCAAGCAAAUAAUAUAUUACGUGUGUUUCACAAACGUUGUUUCUUAAGAAUUAUCAUAAUAUUAAUCGUUAAUGUAUUGCACUUUACAAAUAAAUACACUUACAACAUAGGCAGAACAAUAUUGUGUUACAAUGAGUGGUGGUAUUGAUGGUAUACUACAGUCAUACUAAAAAACAAGAACCGAUGGCGAAAUGAAUAUAUAAGCCGAAAUCAUUUGUGCACUCUUAAAUUCUGCAAAUGUAAAGUAUCUUUCUUAUAAAAUAAAAUGUCUACCAAACUAUCUCUCUUGUUACAUGCAGGCAACAUACAAAGUCUUACGACAAACAUUAUCUGGUUUAUAGAAUUAUAUCAACGUCUGUUACAUGAUUAUUAAUAUACAGUUAAUCGCAGUCCGCAGUGUUUGCACUCCCAAUGUACGAUGAAACUGGCUCCGUAAUAAAA
Messenger RNA from Dinoponera quadriceps, 4006 nucleotides. RefSeq lists its product as uncharacterized. Gene Ontology annotation, cellular component: membrane. The record is from RefSeq and is a predicted model, not a curated record. Gene Ontology annotation, molecular function: succinate transmembrane transporter activity; citrate transmembrane transporter activity. Gene Ontology annotation, biological process: monoatomic anion transmembrane transport; citrate transport. Lineage: Eukaryota; Metazoa; Arthropoda; Insecta; Hymenoptera; Formicidae.